CACCGUUUGUUGUCGUGCCAAUUGCAUAGAUGUAGGAGCAUUGUUGUACGCCCUUAGUUAGGCUAGGCACCAAGUAGUACCAUCUCCUUUCCAGCAAAUUUACACACACUUUCCCUACAAUUUCCUCCCGCCAAUCCCUAAUUAUUGAGCAUUUAAACGUUCCUGCAAUCACGUUAGCAGCCCUUCCCGUAGUGACGCACGUCCGAGUCGAGUCUGCACCGUAACGAAAUGGUAAUACAGCGUGUUUGGCGUAGCGCUGCUGCUUCCUCAUCGCUCAGUGCACCACAACCACCACCACCUCCUCCUCCGCCAUCAUCAUCAUCCUCCUCGUCCGCCACCACGGUGGCCACUUCCGCUUCCGGCUCGGCGGGAACGGCGGUGGUAGUAGCAACAGUUGCAACAAGUGCCUCAGAAGCAACAUCAACAAACAACAGCGGUGGUGGCAGCACGACGACGACAACAACAAACGCUGCCGAACCGGACGCAGGCUGUGCUGUGCAAACUGGGAUGCGGCAGAAACUGAGAAAUGCUCUUUCCGGCGAGGCAACGCUGGAAGCGCUCAAGCAGCGUUACGGCACGGGCCGCUCGUUCGUGAGCCAGACGGCGAACGAUGCGGCGAUCAAAUCGCUCGAGCUGCUGCGGGCCAACGUCCAGUGCUACUUCGACAAGGAGGUGGACGCGAUAGUGAAAAAGUUUCACCAGACGUACUUCGUGCCGGCGAUACGCAACAUUAAGGAAAACCUGGGCGACGGGGCCAUCUCGGACGAGGCGCUCAAGAGCGUGUUUUGCUCGCUGCUGGAAAACACGAAGGCCCAGUAUGGCAGCCAGCUGUCCUCGCCGGCGGGCAAUUCGCUGUCCCGCGCCAACACGCCCGGCAUGGAGCUGAGCGAUUCCGACUCCAGCACGGACAAUGCGCCGGCAGCGGGUGCCGCCACCAGCCUGCUGCAUCAGGCGCUAAAGCGCAAGCUGCCCGAACCGAACCAACCGGACCUGUUCAAGCGGCAGUACUUCCUGCACGGGCCGAUCUUCCCGCACGUCCCAUAUCAAAGCCUGCCGACGACGGUGCAGUCACAGGUGGGCGGUUCGAAUCUGUCUGCUGCGGCUAGCACGCGCCCCGUCUGUGCGCUGCCCACUACCGUCAUCACGCCCGAGAGCCUGUUCAUACUGGAUUUUAAGGCGGCCCGCGUGCUGGGCAUUGCCGACUUCCGGGACCGGCUGGCCAACAGGCAUCCCGAGGUGCUGCGCUACUGUCCCGACACGCAGGACCGCGACUGGCUGCUGCAGCAGCGGCAGGUGACACCGUUGAACAAAAAUGGGCGCUUCUUCCUGCUGGCGCUGGACGACGUGAAGAAGCUGAUCGAGCGGAACGCGUUCGAGCACACGGCCAGCAGUGGGCGCUCCGGGGAACUGCAGGGCUUUAAGGUGACGGAGAUGAUUUACGCCAAAAUACAGAAGCUGCUCCGGGAGCUCACCGAACGGCAGCGGGCAACGGAUGGUUUCGAAUCGCCGAAGGUGCUGCCGGUGGUCGCUUCCACCGGUCGGCCCCGGAUAUCCUCACUCAGUUCCUCGCACGCAACGCUGACGGCACUGCUGUCCACGCCCCACGCGCACACGGCAGCGGCGGCGGCGGCGGCCAGUGAGUCCGUUAGCAGCUCCUCGUCGGCGAUGGCCGCGCUUGAGAGUGGGGGCGAGCUGAAGCGUAGCUAAGUCUGAUUCUAGUUCCUCUGUACAUAUCAACACGAGAGAAAGGAUGUACGGGUGAGUCCGUACGGUGUAUAAAGGUGUGCGAAACGGUGUCUAUUUGCCACGGUGUUGGCUGCGUAGGUUUCUUUACGUCUACUUGAUCGAACUGUGUGCGCUUUCGGUGUAUUUUUGUGGUGAGUUUUUCACGAAAUAAAUCUAUGUACAAAUGGUGUUAA
Messenger RNA from Anopheles gambiae (African malaria mosquito), 1919 nucleotides. RefSeq lists its product as uncharacterized. The transcript has 2 exons. Gene Ontology annotation, cellular component: nucleus. Gene Ontology annotation, molecular function: nucleosome binding; DNA binding. The coding region runs from base 229 to 1707 and encodes 492 amino acids. NCBI's taxonomy places the organism in Eukaryota, Metazoa, Arthropoda, Insecta, Diptera, Culicidae. The record is from RefSeq and is a predicted model, not a curated record.